CUUUCUGUACAAAAACAAUCCGCAGCUGCUGCGUAUCAGAUUUUUUCGUUCUCUCGAAUAAAGCGAACAAUAAUCUCGGGAAAGUGCAAAAGUUUCACCAAUUUUCGUUAGAUAAUCGCGGAAGAUUAGCUUCGGUUGGGAUUGCUUCCUAUUUUGUGCGUUGAUCUAGCAGAAAGAACUAUGUGUCGUCCUUGAUGUGUCAGCCAGUGCAGUGUGACAGUGUGAAAAACAGUCGCCAUUUAUCGCAGCUAAAAUCUUUCCUACCUGGGACUGCGCCCCGACGGAGGAGCUGCCGAUAUGGACAUCGUCGGGCUGGUCAAGCGGUCGUACUCCGAUUACGGAACUAUCCUGAAGGACUCGUGGUAUACGAUAAUCGCAGAAGAGCUUAGAGAAAAUUUUGCCUGGUCAUUGAGCUUACUUUUGCUCUUUAUUGCCACGAUUUUUGGCCUGUACUGCUGGAGACGCAUCUACUUGAAAAAACUGCGCGACAAGGCCGCCCAGCUGCUGUUCCAGAACUAUGACUCGUCCCAGCUGCGCUUUCGCAAGCGCGACAAGAUGAUGUUUUACGGCCGGCGGAUGCUGCGCAAGAUGAAGUCCAUCUCGGGCCAGGCGUACGGCGGGCAGGGCCGCAAGCGGAAGGCCGUGAUGCGGUUCGCAAAGCGGCUGCUACACAUGCGCCGCGACAACGACCCGAUCCAGUUGCAGGUUGUGGAACCGCCGGCCGAGUAUCUGGAGGAAGCGGCCGAGGGCAACGACAAGGUUCCACCGGAUGCGCUGUACAUGCUGCAGAGCAUACGCAUUUUUGGUCACUUUGAGAAGCCGGUUUUCUUGAAGAUUUGCAAGCACACCGAGAUUAUAAAUUUAAUUGCGGGUGAGUCGCUGAUCAAGGUUGGUGACGCGGAUGAUAGCGUGUUUAUCGUGCAGUCAGGACAGAUCAAUGUGUUUCUGAAUAAUCCAGACGGAAGUUCGAUUGCGUUGAAGGUGGUUCGUAAGGGUGAGUCGGUGACGUCGUUGUUGAGCUUUAUCGAUGUGCUUGUGGGCAAUACUAGUCAGUACAAAACGGUGACCGCAAGGGCCAUGGAGAACUCGCAGGUCAUCCGGUUGCCCAUGUUCGCCUUCAAGGAGGUGUUUGACGAAAGUCCGGACCUGUUGGUUCGGGUGAUUCAGGUCAUCAUGAUUCGAUUGCAGCGGGUCACGAUCACAGCGCUGCACAAUUAUCUUGGACUGAGCACGGAGUACAUUCAGUGUUCCUCACAACGCAAGAAGGUUUCCGUUCCGAUGAAGAACAGUCCCGGCCAUCGGCGCGUUCCUUCGGACGUCCAGAUUCAGCCGUCGCAUUCGUUGGUUGGCCAGCUGAGCAGUGCCAGCGAGAUCCGGCCGGACAUGUUGGCCGAUUUGGCCGAUCACAUUGCCAGCCGGCGGACGUCGGCCCUGCCGAGUGAACCGAUGGAGGAAGCGCUGAUGAAGUCUAUCGCCAUUGAGGGGUUCCUCAAGGAGCUGGGUCUGCGGGAGGAAGACCGGCCUUUUAUCGAGGACAACAUUGUGCUUAAGGAGAUUGCACCGGGGACAACGCUUACGCACCAGGCCAGAAGUGAUGACGUCAUGCUGAUAUUCGUCAUCAGUGGCGGAUUGACACUUGCCCAGUAUCCGCAAAUCAAUCCCGGGUGCAACAAAAAGUUGGACAAGUCCGAUAGUCACACAGUUACCAUCCAUCCGGGUGAUGUCGUUGGAGGAUUGGCCGUUUUGACGGGCGAAAGCAGUUUGUACACGAUCAAAGCCAAGCACUAUUCGCGGGUGGGACUGCUAAGCAAGGAAGUGAUCUACAGCAUAAUGCGGGAACGCCCAGCCGUAGUGCUGGAUAUUGCCGAUAGCGUCGUGAAGCGUUUGUCGCCUCUGGUUCGGCAGUGUGAUUUUGCACUGGAUUGGAACUUUUUGGAGUCUGGUCGGGCGGUUUAUCGCCAGGAUGAGACCAGCGAUUGCACGUACAUCGUGCUGAAUGGCCGUCUUCGGUCAGUCAUCACUCACACGAACGGCAAGAAGGAGAUUGUAGGCGAAUACGGCAAAGGAGACUUAAUUGGAAUCGUCGAAAUGAUCACGGAGACGUCCCGCACCACAACCGUGAUGGCCGUCAGAGAUUCCGAGCUGGCAAAGCUGCCGGAAGGUCUGUUCAACGCGAUCAAAUUCAAGUAUCCAAUCGUAGUGACUCAGCUGAUCAGUUUACUUAGCCAUCGCAUCCUGGGAUCGAUGCAGUCUCGAUCAAUUACCGGGAGCGCGUUGACGACAGUUCCGUUCGAUACGAAUCAGCAAAUUUUGCAUCGUUACUCUACGGUUGCGAUCGUCGGCAUCAGCGAGGACGUGCCGCUGACCGCGUUCACAUACGAGCUAUACCACUCUCUCUGUGCCAUCGGUUCAACGCUGAGGUUGACCUCGGAGGUGGUGCGCAAAACCCUUGGUCCCCAGAUCAUGGAACAAUCCAACGAAUAUCGGUUGACCAGCUGGCUUGGCCAGCAGGAGGAUCGGCACAACAUUGCGCUGUAUCAGUGCGAUCUCACGUUUGGUCCGUGGACGCAGCGUUGCCUGAGGCAGGCUGACGUAAUUCUGAUCGUCGGUGUCGGUGAUCGUCCGCCAACGAUCGGUAAGCUCGAGAAGGAGAUUGACCGGCUGGCGAUCAGGACGGCCAAAGAGUUGGUCCUGUUGCACCACGAGGGCGCUGCCCGACCGAGCAACACGACCAGUUGGCUCAACAUGCGGGCCUGGGUGACGCGGCAUCAUCACAUCCAAUGUCCUAAGCGCAUGUUUACGCGACGUAGUCAGUACCGCAUUAACGACUUGUACAGCAAGGUGCUCAUGUCAGAACCGAACAUCCACUCGGACUUUUCGCGACUGGCCCGAUGGUUGACGGGAAAUUCGGUUGGGUUGGUGCUUGGCGGAGGUGGCGCACGAGGAGCGGCCCACGUGGGUAUGUUCCGCGCGAUUCAGGAAGCCGGAAUUCCGAUCGACAUGGUGGGCGGCGUCAGCAUCGGUGCAUUUAUGGGUGCCCUCUGGUGUUCGGAGAAAAACAUCACUACGGUCACGCAAAAGGCCAGGGAGUGGUGCAAGAAAAUGACCCAGUGGGGUCGUCAGCUGCUGGACCUGACCUAUCCCAUCACGUCAAUGUUCUCCGGCAGAGAUUUCAACCAAACCAUCCACGGGACCUUCGGGGACGUUUGCAUCGAGGACCUGUGGAUUCCGUACUUUACGCUUACCACCGACAUUUCAGCUAGCUGCGCGCGGACGCACACUCACGGGACACUGUGGCGUUAUGUUCGUGCUAGUAUGUCCGUAGCAGGAAUAUUCCCUCCUAUCUGUGAUAAUAGAGAUGGUCAUCUACUGUUAGAUGGUUGUUACACUAAUAACGUUCCAGCGGAUGUGAUGCGUGGCCAGGGUGCAGCCCACAUAAUUGCGAUCGACGUUGGCUCGCAAGACGACACCGACCUGACGGACUACGGCGACGACCUGUCCGGCUGGUGGCUGCUGUACAAACGCUGGAACCCGUUCACGUCACCCGUCAAGGUGCCCAACCUGCCCGACAUUCAGUCCCGGCUUGCGUACGUUUCCUGCGUCCGGCAGUUGGAGGAAGUGAAGAAAAGCGAUUACUGCGAGUACAUCCGGCCACCGAUCGAUACCUACAAGACGCUGGCGUUUGGAAGUUUCGACGAGAUCAAAAACGUUGGCUUCGAGCACGGAAAGGCCUUCUUCGAAAACAUGGCCAAAUGUGGGCGCCUGUCGCGAUUCAACCAGUGGAGCGUCAAGGACGUUCCCCAGAAGGUGACGCACUCUCUGAACGAAUACUCCUUCAUCGAUUUGGCCCAAAUUGUGUGCAAAGUGCCGGAGACGUACCCGGAGCGGGGUUACUCGUCCAGCGAGGACGACUACUACGACGGUUACGCGUCCGAACCGUCCACCAUCCCGAUGAACAAGGGCUCGUCGAUGCGUAUCAUGCGGGCCGCCGGUUCGCUGUCGCUGUCCGAGAACGAGAUGGACUCGGACGAGCUCGAAUAUCCGGUGGCGUUCAAAAAACUUCAGAGUCCAACGCCCACGUCCGAGCGAAACAUCAGCAACAAUAGCAGCAGCAUUCCGCUGACACCGGAGCGGUCGUUCAAAGAUUGAAAAGUUGGGAUGGCAAUCUCCUCAGUGAUUCGUUUUACAAAUCAUUUUCGAUUAGAAUAUUUUUACCACACCAAAUCACGGUAGCUUAGAAACAGCAGUUUACGACAAUAGAUUCAUGGUUCGCACAGCUCCUUUCAAAUGUGUACGCUUCAUGAAACAGUGUAAAUAAAAACUUAUUUUCCCUAAAAAAAA
This is a messenger RNA of Culex quinquefasciatus (southern house mosquito), 4341 nucleotides long. RefSeq names its product neuropathy target esterase sws (gene sws). Gene Ontology annotation, biological process: phosphatidylcholine metabolic process. Lineage: Eukaryota; Metazoa; Arthropoda; Insecta; Diptera; Culicidae. The record is from RefSeq and is a predicted model, not a curated record. The transcript has 11 exons. The coding region runs from base 298 to 4149 and encodes 1283 amino acids. Gene Ontology annotation, cellular component: endoplasmic reticulum. Gene Ontology annotation, molecular function: phosphatidylcholine lysophospholipase A1 activity.